ACCGUCAAAACACUCCCCACGUCGCCCCAAGCAACAUAAGCGAGUCUUCUUCUGAUCCAGUUCUCCGUCCCGAUAUCCUCCUCCUCAUCAUCAUCAUGGCUCAGCAAAUUCCAGCUCCAGUUCCAACUGCCGCACAGUUUGCCAACCCUCGUCCUGUCAUCUCCACUGAAUACUGUGCACCUUACUCCAUUAUUCUUGCGGUUGUCAAAAAACUCAUGUCCGUUGGAAACUUUGAUGUCAUAGACACUAACAGCACCGUCAUUUUCGAAGUGAAAAGAAAGUUAAUGACCCUUCAUGAUGAGCGUGUUCUGCUUGAUGAUGCUGAAAAUCCUAUUAUCACUCUUCGAGAGCAGAGAAUGACUGCACAUCACAGAUGGAAUGUGUACAGGGGCAAAAGCAAAGAGCCCAAUGAUCUAAUUUUUACUGUUAAGCGAUCUGAAAUGAUUCAAUGGACGGCCAAGUUACACGUGUUUUUGGCAAAUAACACAGAGGAAAAGGUAUGCGACUUCCUGGUUGAAGGGACUUGGGCUGAAAAAACUUGUGUCAUUUAUACUGGAGAUCGUAUCAAUAUAAUUGCCGAGAUGUCUAGGGAGACCACCUUUGGAAAUGCUCUGAUCGGAAAAGACAAUUACAAGGUAACCAUUCGUCCUAACGUUGAUUUUGCAUUCAUAGUCGCGCUCAUUGUGAUUCUAGAAGACAUGAACCACAUAAGCGAGAGGGAUGAAAAGGCCAUCGGAAUAGGCGUGGCCGUGGCUAAUAUAGGCCUGACCGUGGCUGGAGUAGAACCGCUAGUUAGUUGAAUGUGCGUCCAGCUUGGACUAAUUAGUGUAUUAAACUAGUAUUGUGAUUGUGUUGCACGUGUACAACGAUGCCUAUGCAUUAUUAAUAAUAUUUGACUAAUUUUUCUAUUUA
Messenger RNA from Carya illinoinensis, 912 nucleotides. RefSeq names its product protein LURP-one-related 10-like. The transcript has 3 exons. NCBI's taxonomy places the organism in Eukaryota, Viridiplantae, Streptophyta, Magnoliopsida, Fagales, Juglandaceae. Bases 96 to 800 code for a protein of 234 amino acids. The record is from RefSeq and is a predicted model, not a curated record.